This is a messenger RNA of Panicum hallii, 1982 nucleotides long. RefSeq names its product protein HOTHEAD. The record is from RefSeq and is a predicted model, not a curated record. Lineage: Eukaryota; Viridiplantae; Streptophyta; Magnoliopsida; Poales; Poaceae. Bases 16 to 1653 code for a protein of 545 amino acids. The transcript is spliced from 4 exons. Gene Ontology annotation, molecular function: oxidoreductase activity, acting on CH-OH group of donors; flavin adenine dinucleotide binding.
GUGCACUACGCGUUCAUGAAGGACGCGACGCAGGCGGCGAACGUGUCCUACUACGACUACAUCGUCGUGGGCGGCGGCACGGCCGGGUGCCCGCUGGCGGCCACGCUGUCGGAGCGCUUCCGCGUGCUCCUGCUGGAGCGCGGCGGCUCGCCCUACGGCGACGAGCGCGUCGAGGACAUGACCCGCUUCACGGACACGCUGGCCGACACCUCCCCGGGCUCCCCCGUGCAGCGCUUCGUGUCCGAGGACGGCGUCAUCAACUCGCGCCCGCGGGUGCUGGGCGGCGGCAGCUGCAUCAACGCCGGCUUCUACACGCGGGCCGGCGACGACUACGUGCGGGGCGCCGGCUGGGACCUGGAGGCCACCAGGGCGGCGUACCGGUGGGUGGAGGACGUGGUGGCGUUCCACCCGGAGCUGGGCCCCUGGCAGGCCGCGCUGCAGGCCGGGCUGCUCGAGUCCGGGAUCACGCCGGACAACGGCUUCACUUUCGACCACCUCGACGGGACCAAGGUCGGCGGGUCCAUCUUCGACGCCGACGGGCGCCGGCACACGGCCGCGGACCUGCUGAGGUACGCGCGCGCCGACGGGCUCGACGUGCUGCUCUGGGCCAGAGUCGCCAAGAUCUUGUUCAAUGUCAGAGGAAGACGGCCGGUGGCGCGCGGCGUGGUGUUCCACGACUCCAAGGGGCGGAUGCACAAGGCGUACCUCAACGCGCGCCGCGGCAACGAGAUCAUCCUAUCGGCGGGCGCCAUGGGCAGCCCCCAACUGCUGAUGCUCAGCGGCGUCGGCCCAGCCGACCACCUCAGGUUGUUCGGCAUCACUCUCGUCCACGAUCAACCUGAGGUCGGCCAGGGGAUGUCCGACAACCCCAUGAACGCCAUCUACGUGCCGUCGCCUUCCCUGGUCGAGACCUCGCUCAUCCAGGUCGUCGGCAUCACCCAGGUCGGGAGCUACAUCGAGGGCUCCAGCGGGGCAAGGCACUCGGCCUCGGCCCGCAAUUUCGGCAUGUUCUCUCCACAGACGGGGCAGCUGGCCACCGUGCCCCCGAAGCAGCGCACGCCGGAGGCCAUCGCGCGCGCCGCGGAGACGAUGAGGCAGCUCGACGACUCGGCUUUCCGCGGCGGCUUCAUCCUGGAGAAGAUCCUCGGCCCGCUGUCCACGGGCCACCUCGAGCUCCGCAACCGCAACCCCGACGACAACCCGUCGGUGACGUUCAACUACUUCUCGCACCCCGAGGACCUCCGCCGCUGCGUGGCCGGCCUGUCGGUCAUCGAGCGCGUCAUCCAAUCCAAGGCCUUCGAGAACUUCACGUACACCGACUUCUCCAUGGAGACGCUGCUCAACAUGUCGACCGGAUUCCCGGUGAACCUGCUGCCCCGGCACGAUAACGACACCACGUCGCUGGAACAGUUCUGCAGGGACACCGUCAUGACCAUCUGGCACUACCACGGCGGCUGCCAGGUCGGCAGGGUCGUCGACACCGAGUACCGAGUGCUCGGCCUCGACGCGCUGCGCGUCAUCGACGGCUCCACUUUCAACGCCUCGCCGGGAACCAACCCGCAGGCCACCGUCAUGAUGCUCGGCAGGUACAUGGGCCUCAAAAUCCAAAGUGAGAGAUUGAAAGCUGAAGGAUCAGAGAGGACAAAACUGUAAUCAUGUCAUCCAAGGUAGCUGCACCGCCACAUAAAGUAUUAGUAGUAUUGCAGUAUGCAUUGCUGGAUUCCGUGUUGAUAGUGUGAUUCUGAUAGGUUGCACAUAUUGUCGGAACUCGGAACUGUAUCAUGUUGUGUCUUACUAUGUACUAUUUACCGGUGAAAUCUGCAUCUAAGCUUCAGAUCAUGUAUUCUUGCUCAGAACAGAAAGAUCCGGGAGACAGUAUCACUAAAUGCCUAAUUCUACUCGCCCAUCUUUUUCUCUAAGAAAAAUGAAAGUCACCGGCAGUAAGUGCCUUGUGCCUAGUGCCAAUUUCCAACGAAGAGUCU